AUGGAGCCGUUUCAAGCGAAGAUGGUCGCCGCAGCGGUGGGCUCCACGCUCACCGCGUUGACCAUGACUCCUUUUGAUGUCGUGAAAACACGGUUACAGACCCAACCUCCUCGGCAACAACCUCUUUUUCCGAACCCGCCGCCAAAUACAUGCUGCCAGCCAAAUGUAGCAUCCUGUACUCGCCAAAUGUCGUCGCUAGCAGUGCGACCCGCAGCAGAAGAGAUUGUCUGCGUAUGGGAUCAUGGCGUGUUUAAGACGGAGCGUGUCAAUGGCUUUGCGGAUGCAUUCAGGCAUGUAUGGCGCGCAGAGGGCAUGCGUGGACUCUGGAAAGGCGCCGGUACGACAUGGGUUAUCGGCGUCCCCUCGUCGACAUGCUACAUGCUCGCUUACGACCAUCUGCUUCAUGUCAGCUUACCGCCUCUACUUCCGGAGUCCGUCGUACCGCUCGCAGCCGGCGUCAUAGCUCGCUCUUCCAUGACAUCACUGGUGUCACCCCUCGAGCUCAUCCGGACCAACCUCCAAUCGACUCCGAUCUCUGCUUCCAAUCCACAUACACUACGAUCUGUUCUGCUCUCUGUCAGGGAACUCGUCCGUGAACAUGGUGCUCGCCAUCUCUGGAGAGGUCUCGGACCGACAUUAUGGCGGGAUGUGCCGUUCAGUGGAUUGUAUUGGGCCAGCUACGAGAGCUGGAAGAAGGGCUUCGAGAAUCGGGGACUGAGUGGCGGGGUGGUCGCAUUCGCUAGCGGUGCUAUCAGCGGUGUGACCGCAGCGGUGUUCACCUCACCGUUCGACGUUCUCAAGACUCGGAGGCAGGCGCUAGUCAUCUCAGGGACCACCCCACAAGGCGUGGCAGUGUGGCCAAUGCUUAGGAAUGUGGUACGGACGGAGGGUAUCUCAGCGUUGUACGCUGGCAUCGGUCCUCGAAUAGCUAAAAUCGCGCCGGCAUGCGGGAUUAUGAUUGGUUGCUUUGAGGUACGCCCCUCGGUUCGAAACCCCGAUGCAGUCGAAUUUAUAAUUGCACACAGGGCAUUGCAAAGCACCUUGCGAAGAACUAGCGACACAAAAUUCGUGGCUGGAUGGAAACUUUGA
Messenger RNA from Punctularia strigosozonata HHB-11173 SS5, 1089 nucleotides. RefSeq names its product mitochondrial carrier. Lineage: Eukaryota; Fungi; Basidiomycota; Agaricomycetes; Corticiales; Punctulariaceae. The transcript has 3 exons. The record is from RefSeq and is a predicted model, not a curated record. The coding region runs from base 1 to 1089 and encodes 362 amino acids. Gene Ontology annotation, biological process: mitochondrial transmembrane transport.